AUGCCCCAGCCCAUGUCCCAGCCCGUAGACCAACUGGCGGACGCGGACCAGCCCAAGUCCCGCGCCAAGCGCGACCUGUUCUCCCUGUCCGGAGUGAUCCGCUGUGUGACUGGGAACAGCGCCCUACUCAUGUACAACAACUACGGUUGCUUCUGCGGGCGGGGCGGUGGCAGGGGACGCCCUGUGGACGAUAUCGACAGGUGCUGCGUGGCGCACGACAGGUGUUACGCCCUGCCCACCUGGUUCAACGCGCUGUUCGUCAUCUACCCGUACAGGUGCAUCGGCAACUCCGUCGUGUGCACUAGCCGCAACUGGCUGAGGCGCAGCGUGUGUGAGUGUGACAAGGCGCUGGCCGAGUGUUUCGCCCGCUCGGUGUACAACAGACGCUUCAAGAACUACCCGUACUGCGGAGUCUUGCAACCAGAGGACCCCGCGGUGGACACUGGGAAGCACCCCGCAGUGGACGCCGGGAAGCACCCCGCAGUGGACGCUGGGAAGAAGCCCACUGUGAAACCUGGGAAGGAUGAGAAGCCUUGGGUCGGGUCGGGAGAUGGCUAUGACAGGUUCAUAAAUUAAACUGGGAAAAGUUUG
Messenger RNA from Branchiostoma belcheri (Belcher's lancelet), 591 nucleotides. Its product is annotated as acidic phospholipase A2 PLA-1-like. The record is from RefSeq and is a predicted model, not a curated record. NCBI's taxonomy places the organism in Eukaryota, Metazoa, Chordata, Leptocardii, Amphioxiformes, Branchiostomatidae. Gene Ontology annotation, molecular function: phospholipid binding; calcium ion binding. The coding region runs from base 1 to 576 and encodes 191 amino acids. Gene Ontology annotation, biological process: lipid catabolic process; arachidonate secretion; phospholipid metabolic process. The transcript is spliced from 3 exons.